GUGUUAGUGGUCUGCAUCACCCCGUGUUCGUGUCUCCCAGGUAUAAAUAAUGGGGAAAAUAUCACACAAGAAACUGGAGAAGUCAGGUAACGCUGCUUUCACCGUCAUCCUUGUCAUCGGAAUAUUCACGGUGGUGAAUUAUCUGUUCCCGCUGACUUACAGAGGGACAUACAGGAGACUGAUCACGUCGGCGAUUUAUCCAUCCAACGACAAAUCCUGGGCCAACAACCUUCUCCUAUGUCCGGAAAAAAUCGGUCGACUUGGCAACACAAUGUUCCAAUAUGCAAGUUCCUAUGGCAUAGCUAAGGAAGUACAGAGGGAACUCGUACUUCCAGUGGAUGACAGGCUAUGGAAGUAUUUUCAUAUAACGGCAAAGGCUGUUUAUAAUAGGACAUUCACAUGCGAAAGAUGGAAACACGAACGAAUAGAUUUUACCGGAAUAUGGGAGAAACAUAUAUACGAAAAAGUAAAGAGAUCUCCCGAAAAUGUCAUGCUAAGACAUUAUUUUCAAUCAUGGAAGUUCUUUGAAAAAUAUAAAAAAGAAAUUAAACUUGAGUUUUCUUUAAAAGACUCAAUAAAGAAUUCAGCGAAUAAAAUUAUCCGUGAUACUGCCAUUACAUUUUAUCCUAUAGGAACGGCUGUGACCUUUAUUGGUGUUCAUGUAAGACGUGGAGAUUAUCUUCGUAUAAGGUUUUCAUCGUUUGGUUACAAUAUAGCCCCGUCAGAUUACGUUAUACGUGCUAUAAAAUACUGCCUAUCGAGGUAUACAAAUCCAAUGUUUAUAGUGUGUACAGAAGAUGUGGAGUGGACAAGGGAUGAACUCAAAUCCCUCCCUGACGCACACAUCGAAUUUGUGUUUCAUGAAAACUCACCGGAAGUUGAUUUUGGACUGUUGGUGGCAUGUAACCACACUAUUAUGACAGUCGGGAGUUUUGGAUGGUGGGCGGGAUACCUAGCCGGAGGUCUUGUGUUGAUGUCAUUGAUGAUGGUGAUUAUGAUGAUUAUCCUGGAAAAUAUCUCCAUCCACUUGUCUUCCAAAAGCAACGAAAGACCAAACAACACAUUUUCAUCUCGACAAUCUACUGCCAUGACGGUAUCAUCGGACGUUAGGAAAACGCUGAAAAACGAUUUUAAACUAUGUCCAGGCGCAAUAGGGCGUCUUGGUAAUCAGAUGUUUGUAUAUGCAAGCACGUAUGGCAUAGCAAGGUCUGUCAACAGGACACUUGUAAUUCCAAAGGAUGACAUUUUACGAAAUGUGUUCAAACUGACCGCACAUAUCAUGCCAAAUCGUUCCCUUUCCUGUGCCCGAUGGAAGCAUGUGUAUCCGAAGUUCAGUAGCCGCUAUGAUGGCAAUAUUAAUAACAGGGUGAUGGGUUACAAAAGUGAUAUUUCGCUGAGGAAAUAUCUCCAAUCUUCGAAAUACUUUGAAAAGUAUAAGUCAGAAAUUCUGCUGGAAUUCUCAUUGAAAGAUGAAUUAAAGGUGGUGGCAGAUUCAAUUCUAUAUCAAGCUGCGAAAUCGUUGUCGGUGGAUUCUGAAGGAAAUACCGUCACAUACUUGGGGUUCAUAUUAGGCGUGGAGACCUAUUGGUGGAAAGGAAGGUACAAUUCGGGUACAAUGUGGCCACUGGGACUUACAUUAAACAUUCCAUAG
Messenger RNA from Mizuhopecten yessoensis (Yesso scallop), 1651 nucleotides. RefSeq lists its product as uncharacterized. The coding region runs from base 50 to 1651 and encodes 533 amino acids. Gene Ontology annotation, molecular function: galactoside 2-alpha-L-fucosyltransferase activity. Gene Ontology annotation, biological process: carbohydrate metabolic process. The transcript is spliced from 3 exons. The record is from RefSeq and is a predicted model, not a curated record. NCBI's taxonomy places the organism in Eukaryota, Metazoa, Mollusca, Bivalvia, Pectinida, Pectinidae. Gene Ontology annotation, cellular component: membrane.